AGGAAUUGUCCUCAUCAAGAGAUCUAAAUAUAUAAAAGACUCUCUAUUGUUCAUUUCAAGACCUCUUUAAAGAUGCGGACGGUUUAUACAUCAAUAAAAGAUAUCACUCCAAGUACAAGAGACUGGAAAAUCAAAAUGAUUGUGGCAGAAAAGUCACCCAAACGAACAGGCCAACGCUCACCAGUGAAGUACCAAAGCCUAACAUUGAUUGAUCCAGAGGAAAAUCAGCUGCAAGCUACAAUAUUUGAUAAAGAUAUUGACUCGCGACAAGAUACUUUGCACAUUUUCCAGUCAUAUUACAUCAGUAAUGCAUAUGUGAAGCCAUUGGAUCCGAAGUAUAGAAUUGAAACAUAUGAAUAUCAAUGGAUCUUAAAUGCUAAAACGAUAAUUGAGGAAGUUCCAAAGGAUGAAGGACAACUGGAGCCACCAAAGUACCAACUCAUUCCAUUCAAUGAAUUAGAUGCCUACAAGAAUUCAAUUGCAGAAAUAGACAUUUUAGCUCUUGCAAUCCAAAUCAAGCCAUGUAGAGAGAUAACUUUAGCACAUGGACCAACAACUAUUCAAGAGAUAUAUGUUAUCGAUCAAGGCUUAAACCCCAUAUGUUUAACUAUGUGGGGUCGAUUCGUGCAAGAUGAAUGCAAAAAAAUCUCGGAAAUGAUUGAGACAAAGCCAAUUAUACUUGGAACCAAAAUAAGAGUUGGUUCUUAUAAUGGAUUAUCUCUAUCAUCACGUCCGAAAAGUAAAUUUAUGAUCAAUCCUGUUAUUCCUGAGGCAACUUCAUUGCAAGAGUGGGCAGCGAUUAAUGAUUUAUUACUCAAGAGUAUUAUUGCAAAAAACUUGACACACCCAUCUGCAUCUCUAUCUUCUGUUGGCAUUCGGGAAAUAAUCAAGAAUUGUGAUGUUGCUGAAUUCAUCAAAAGUUUGCAACCCAUGGCGAAAACAAAAUUUUGGAUAAAGGCAAACAUAAUUGUGGUUGAUUUGCGCCAGAUAUUUUUUUACAUGUCAUGUAUUGGCUGUAAUAAAGGAACUGGAUAUGAUUACAAUGAUACAUUCCUUUGUUACCAUUGCAAACACGAAAGCAUUUCCCAACCACGCUGCCGAGCAUAUGUUGAACUCGACGAUAAUACAGGAAGACUAUCUGCUGUUAUGUUUGGUGAAGUUGUAGAAGAAGCAUUCGGUUGUUCAGCAGUUGAGCUUAUGAAUCAUACUGGAGAUGAACAUUUGUCAUAUAUAGAAAAUCUUGUGGCACAAGUUUCACAGAAAGAGUGGGAGAUUGAACUUCUUGCAGACCUCGAUCGACUCAACCAAAAGCAGUUCAAGAAUUUCAAUGUCGUCUCUAUUAAUGCUGUACAGGAUGACACAAAAUGAUGGAUUAGAGUAAAAACAUCAAACUACUCAUAUAUAUAUUUUUUUAUCAUUUUGUGUUAAUUUAACAGUGAAGAUUGUACAUCAGACUUUCAACUAUGGUCCAUGUCUUUGGGUGCCACAAUCUAUUAUUGUUGUAGAAAAUAACUUGUUAUGUUCCAAUUUCUCAGACAUACAGUUAUUUUAAUACAA
Carya illinoinensis is the source of this 1557-nucleotide messenger RNA. RefSeq names its product replication protein A 70 kDa DNA-binding subunit B-like. Lineage: Eukaryota; Viridiplantae; Streptophyta; Magnoliopsida; Fagales; Juglandaceae. The record is from RefSeq and is a predicted model, not a curated record. The transcript has 10 exons. Bases 73 to 1368 code for a protein of 431 amino acids.